This is a messenger RNA of Owenia fusiformis, 2585 nucleotides long. The record is from the annotation of a GenBank genome assembly. NCBI's taxonomy places the organism in Eukaryota, Metazoa, Annelida, Polychaeta, Sabellida, Oweniidae.
UUCUGAAGGUAUACUAGAUUUUACAUAUAUUCCAAGUGUUCUACAAUACAUAUACAUGUACCUGUAAUUACCAUGGGAAAUUUCAUGGUUUUCCAUGAUUAUUUCCAUGGAAUACCAGUAUUUACCACGGAAUACUGGUGGUAAUUCUCAUGGAAAGCAUGUUUUUUUAAGGGAAAGCAGCAGGGUGUUAAAUCUGAUUGCAACACAUUUCAAUGUAUAUGUAACAAAUUCAACCAACCAUUCAAACGGUUUUAUGAAUACAUUUAUAAGCCUAUUAAAAUUUCUAAUGUACAGGUAUACUGUAUGUUAACGGAUCACAUAUUGUUCACAUUAACAAAUGUCUAUAUCUUGGCUAAGUCUACUCAAUCUAUGCUAGUACUUUUUAGAAGUUCAUGGUCUGCUGUACUUUUAGUGAAAAUCUGGUCAAUCCAUCGCAGUCGUUAUUGUGGAUAUUAAACAGAAUUUUUCACGAAAUAAUUAGCAGAUACAGAUCCAAAAGGAAUUUAGACAUUUCAGCUACUAAAAGCCCAUGGGCCAAUAGCAAACGUGAGAAUGGAAGUUAAGGCAGUGGUCACCAGUGUUGCUUUCGGAAUCUUACUUUUAUACGUAUACCUUGUCAAUUCAGACAAAUCCAUGGGGAAUGUUGACAUCCCAGCUUUUAAAAAGCCAGAUGCAAACACGUGGAUUAAUGAUAGGCAAAUGAAUCCUGAAAAACAGUAUAACAACACAUUGGAUAAUAAACAACAAGAGGGUGUUCCACAACAAAGGCGGAAGGUUAAUACAGCACAUCAGACUAAAAGAGGUGUUUUCUAUCUGAAAGUUAACAAAGCGGGGAGCUCCACACUCCAAGCAAUGUUUAAUGGAUAUGCUGAUAAACACGACCAAAUAGUUGGAAUGCCAUGCAGUAAUUCUGGUGUUGACAGACACUUGGUUGGAUGGCCCGAACCAUUUAAACCAGAACAUCUCAUCCCUCUGAGCAAGAACUACACACAUUGGGAACAUCUAAAUGAGCAUAUAAAAUACAGUUCAAAAAUCAAACAAGUUAUGGCCCCAGGGAGUGUAUUCGUCGCAUCAAUCCGUGAACCAUUUUCACAUUUCUUUUCAUAUUAUAACUUUUACUACAUGGAGAAAACCUAUGAAGGAUAUCUUAAAGGGCCUAAUAAAUUUAAAUAUUUUUUAGAUAACAUUAAAACUAUGCCGCACCUUGAACUAAUCCACCAUAUGCCUCCUAGUAACCCAAUUGCACAAUGUUUCGGAAUCAAACAGGAGGAACUAUAUAAUACCAUAGCAAUACAAGAAAAAAUCGAAGAGAUUGAAAAGGAGUUUGACUUAGUAAUAGUAGUUGAGCACAUAGAGGAGAGCCUGAUUUUGUUGACCGAAUGCUCGGAUUUAACAAUUGAAGAUGUAGUUAUUUUGAAAAAUGCAAAUGUCAGGAACCUUAAAAAAUCCAAACCAAUUUUAACUCCAAAUGAGUACGAGAACCUCAUCCAAUGGAACUUAGCUGAUUCAAUGAUAUACAAUCAUUUAAAUAAAACUCUAUGGGAAAAGAUUGACAAUUUUGGCCGUGACAAAAUGGCCAUAAAGAUAAAAGAACUCCGAAUGGCUCAAUCAAUAAAGCAGAAAGAAUGUGACUCUGUUAAGACGAAACCUAAUUUGAAAAGAAUAGAAGAUUUGAAAAUAAAACAUGACUGUAUGAUCCAAAACCUAAAUCAUGUAGGUGCUGAUAAAUACUUCAGGAAUAAGAUGACUGAGAAAGGAAUCUAUGAUAUUGAAAAGGCUCAAAAAACUUGUAAAUAUCCUCCUGGAAAACAUGGGGAAUAGUAUUGUAAGAGCAAUAUUUCUUUGUAAACAAAGCCCAUUAAUGCUAUAUCAGACUUGUACUUAAAUGAUUUUAUGAGUCGUUUUUGAUUUUUCAUGAUGAAUGAGAAGCAUUCUGGAAAUUAUAUCAUAUGUGUAUACAGUUAUUGUAUAGUUAUUAUAAUCAUAUAUUAGUGAAUCUAUAAUCAUUUAUGAUAAUCUGCAUUUGAUUUGCUUUCACCUAAAUUAUAUUUGAGAGCAAAUAGCUGCGAGAAUUUUAUCUUAAAGCCUCGUGCAAUAAUACCUGGCACAACCCGAAACAAAACUAACAAACAACCAAACACAUCCCAUUGUCAAAUUAACAAAACGCAACCAGGGACAGGACAACACAAAAACGAACACCACAACCUGCAGCUGAUACUACAAUAAUGAAUGUGUCAAAAUAUGAAAUAAUAUUAAUUAUUUUAAGUGCAUGAUUGAUGGUAAAAUUAAUUAACAAAAUUCACAAUUAUUCUAAGAUACAGAAUGAUUUAAAUAAGUCAUCCGAUUUGAAUUUCUCAAAACACAAAAUAUAGCAAGAUAGAUUUCACAAUUUCUAACAUUGCAUACCGCAAUAUAUAGUAUAAUACAAAUUUACAUGUACAAACUAUUUUUACUCUAUUCAUCUUGCAACCACCAGAGCAGAAAUUUCAAUAUUUGUGCAUUACUAUAUUAUAGGUACAAUAUGCAGUGUACAUAACAUAAUAAAAUGCAUUUAUUGAAAUAAAACUGGAUUUUGUUAAAUGAAA